This is a messenger RNA of Gallus gallus (chicken), 10174 nucleotides long. RefSeq names its product RNA exonuclease 1 homolog (gene REXO1). Bases 4589 to 8305 code for a protein of 1238 amino acids. The record is from RefSeq and is a predicted model, not a curated record. Lineage: Eukaryota; Metazoa; Chordata; Aves; Galliformes; Phasianidae. The transcript has 16 exons. Gene Ontology annotation, cellular component: nucleus. Gene Ontology annotation, molecular function: exonuclease activity; nucleic acid binding.
CUCCGGUCGCGGCGGCGCGGUGCGGAGCCCCCGGGGCGGGCGGCGCGCUGGGCCUCGGCGCAGGUACGGGCCGGGCCGCAGGAACCGAACCCUCCCGCCUCCCCUCUCCCCUUCGGUCCGCGGUGCCCCAGAGCGGCCCUGUGGGGGAAGGCUGCGGGUGGGGCUGCGCCGCCCUGGGGAGAGGAUCCGCUGCGGCGUUUUGGUGUCGUUUGGUUUCAGGUGGAGGGCUUCUUUGCCGAGGCCUGGAGCGGUGGGGUGAGGGGCGGCGGCGCAGCGCUGGGAAAAGCCGUUCGGGAGGAGGGAAAUUGACGCAUUGGGGGCGGUGAGGCCCCGCGCCGGGCUGCGCACGGGGGUGGGUGCCCCACAGCGCUGGGAGUUCGUGGGUUCACGGCUUUGGGCCCUUGGUCUGCUGAAGGAUGGCCCUGCCCACUGCAUGGGGCUGGGGGGGGCUUUGGGACCCUCCCGACCCCGGGCAUCCUAUGGCUGCAGACACUGCAUGCACCUCCUGACACCGUGGGGUGCUUAGGAGAGGCUUUGUGAAAUAACUGCCACCUAAGGACAACCUACCUCUGUCACAGCUCCUUUUCCUGGCCCUCCAGGCACACAGCUCACGUGGCAGCCGUCACAGCCCUUCUGCAGUACUGUGGGGCUGCAGGUCUGUCUGGCCUGGUCUGGUGGCUGACAGCCGGUCCUGCCCCGUGGCGACCUGUUGGGAGCCCCAGAAUGGCCUCAGUGAGGUGUAGAGCACUGCCAGCUUUCUGAAAUGGUGCUUGGCUAGAGAGAAAAUAGCUAUUGUUCUGCUCAGUCUUUCCAGCAUCUCUCAUCAUUUUCCUUAGUCAUUAUUCUCUGGUCUGCUCGUUUUCUUGCAGAGAAAAGCCUGUGUUCUUCUCCCCAGGAGAAUGCUGCUUGCUUGCUUCUUUUUAAAGCUAGCAUGUAUGGUCUUAAAGGCCUUAAGCUCAAGUUGUCAAAGUUUUGGGUUUUUUUUAUAAAUUUGGAAGAUUAAUAAUUCCUCUCAUCUCCCCAUUACCAAAUCACCUUACCGUGGCAAUGGUUAUAUUAAAAUAAAAGCAGCACAUCCAGGGCUGUCCCAGUCAGACACACACAGUAUGAUAAAACCAAUCUGGAUAGCUCCAUUAGGGCUCCUGUGGGGAGGUGCUCUGUGUGUUUGAUGCUAUCAUUACCUGUUGGCAUAUUAUUUUGGUGCCUUUCAAUAUCUGCAGACUGUCGGUUCUGGAACGAGGUUUGCUCAUUUUGGUCUGCCACCCAAAACAGACGCUGCUGCUGUGCUAAAUAUGGGGAAAUGAAGGUUGGUCUUUAGUUAAAAACCUGCUGGUGCACCUGGAAAGUUUGUGCAGCUUCUCCUACUGGGUAAUAAGUAGGGGUUGAAUGCGAGUGGCAGAUGGAAGAAGUCCUUCUUGUGUUAAUACAGGUUUGGAUGCAUUAGUGACCCAGAAAUCAGUGUUUUUAGGGUGGGAAAGAGGUUUAUUUGGUAUUUGAUGUGUGGCUGCUGCAACCACAGCUCUGUGAGUUCUGCCUCAGCUCAGGGUUGGGCUUCAGCCCUCUUUUCUGUGCUGCUUUAGACCGAGGGAUGGAAAACAAAUGGUGACACUGCUGCCAAGUGUUGACCUCUUGGAGGGACAUGGGGUGCCCGAUGUCCAUAGGAACGUUUGUGUGGUUCUCAUGGUGUUGCUUAGCAUCAUUUGAUGGCUUGAGAUGCAGCGAUGCUGUCCUUCCCUCCAUCUGAAGCCAUGCAGCUUAGGAGAUGUACGUAAGAUCUACACUAGGGGGUGUCGUAGUUUCGCUUGCAACCAGGCAACCAUCUUGUUGAGAGCAGGCUGCAGGGCAGGUUGCUCCCAGCCAGCAAAGCUGCCUCUCUUGUUUUGAAGGAGCCCUGCUGCAGUGCACUUGGGCAUUUUUGACCUAUUUAAUUACACUGCUCAAUGCUUUAAAAACCCUUCUUUUUUUUUUUUCCAACCAAAGCAGGUGGUACCUACACCAAGAGCUACAGUGCAGAUCUGUGGGGUUUUUUUUUUUGGGGGGGGGGGGGGGAGAAAGCCUAGAAAAAAGGAUAACAUCUAAAGAAGCAGCCUGUGAAGCAUAUUGAUUCCAGGCUGGUGUUCGCUUUGAUGUUUGCGGAUCACCUUAGGACUGGCAAUAACCCCAAAACUCUUGGUAGAUCUUCUGUAGCUUUGAAGUAGCUUUUGAAAACUGAGGAGUGGAGGUGUGGUGGAGGCCGGGGAUGUGUGCCAGGCAGAGCCCAGAGGGGUAGAGAAGGGGAAUGAGUGAGGUGUAGUGCUGUCCCCACGUCUCCUUGUCACCAUUCCGGACUUCUCGAGGAGUGCAGCACUCAUAACAGACGAUCCUUAUUUCUUCAGCAGGGCUGGGAGGUGGGACAUGAGCCUGUGCAGAGAUGGAAAUCUGCAGGCUGAAAGUUCUACUCCUGACUCGGCUGAAGUGCUUUUUCCAUCUCUGAAGUGACUGAAAUCCACCUGCUUCAGAGCAGGAUGAAAAGCUUAUCGAACGUGUGUGAAGUGCUUUGAAAGCGGGCUGUGUAAGUGGGAGGGAAGAGCUGCCUUCCGUCCUAAAAGCGUCUCUUCAAGAGCUGUGGAGGAGAAAAAUAGGUCUUUCUUUAAAGUCUAGGUCUUGAGUAUACUGAAAGGCAUAAAAGAAGCAUAAUGCAGCACUUCACAAACACCGUAAGGAAACCCAGCUCAGGCAUGGCGGCUUGGGAAGGAGCUGCCAGGAGAUGCUUGAGAAGUGGAUGGGUUCUGAGCCCGGAGCAGGAAGCUGCAGCCAGGCCUGGAGAUCCGAGCUGCUCUUUGUCUGCUGUGAUCCCAGUGCUGCUGGGAGGUGGGAGGAGCGAGGCCUUCAGCCUUGGAGUGCUGCACUAUGGGGCAGUGCAUGCUGGCAGGCACUGGGCAGUGUGCUCCUCUGGUCUGGAGCUUUCUUGCAGUGCACGUUUGCUGUUUGGAUGGGCAAAGCUUUACCAGUCAGAUUUGAUGGUGUGUUCGGAAGGUGACUGAGCUCUUCACCUCAUGUGAUUUCUGCUGCCAGGCCCACAGCUCAGCUGCUGUAACGUCAUCUGGCUGCUGUUUGCUUGAGUCAGAUGCCGUCCUUGGGCUUACCUGCUCCAUUUUGCUGCCAUCACCAGGGCAGCAAGGGCUUGGCAGUGUUCAUCUUGCCUGCCUUCAGCCUAAAACCAGUGGCUUCGGAUGGCUCUGGGUGUGAAGCACUAUGUGAAAUGACACUUGUUGAAACCUGAAGUGGCUCUUUAAAACCUGACUUUAAUUAUCCUCAGCCUGUGCAUCACUGUAGGGCCAAGCUUGCUGUCUUCUGUUUGUGCCACGUUCCUCCUUAGCAUGUUGUUGAGGGGCUGCUUGGUAAAUCUCAGUUCUGUGCGAGCAGCCUCUCAACACUGGCUGGGCUUCCCUUUGUGUGACAUACAGUGCUGUGCAGGUUUGCACCGUGUAAAGAAUGAAAGAGGUCUUUAACAGAUGUUAUCCCUCCUGUAGCUGCUGUUUGAGGUUGGCUUCUUGUGGGGAAGAGCUAUUAUUAUUGCCUUUGCUGCAGGGAGAUGGAAGGAGCAGAAGUGGGACCUGUGAGCAGUGCUUGGUGUAUCUUCCUGAGUCCCCUCCACGAGCUGUGUGUGGGGCAUUGCUGGGGCUGAGAGGUGUUUUUCUUCAUUUGUAGGACAGUAAUUACCAAAAUGCCGCUGGUGGGUGUUUUUAACGGUGAGUUUUGAAAUGAGAAAUGGGAAAAUACACUUAAUAAUGAGAUCAGGAUCUAUCUUCUCAUGUAAAUGAAUGCAACAUCCUUCCAGCAGUUGGAGGUUUCUUGUCCUGGAGCUGAUGGUUGGCUGCAGCAGCUGGCUGUGAGUGGGCGCACAGCUGCUCCUCGUGUCGGGGUUCUGCUGGGGGCUGUGGGGCAGUGUGCUGACUUCGGGUCUUUCUGCCCUGAACUCUCUCCCAUCCCAUGGGAGCAGCAGCAUGCCGGGAAGUGGAGCAGCCCUGCUCUGCCAGGCAGGGAGGAUUUGGGACGCUCAAGGUGCAGUGGUGUCCCCAUGUCCUGGAGGCACCAGUGCUGUGCAGGCUGCCCACAUUCCCCUCUGCGUGUUGCAGCGAUUCCUUUGCUGCUGAAGGAUUUCUUAAUCCACAUGGAACAUCCUCCCUGACAUCUAAACACUUCCUCUGGUUUUAUCCUCAAGCCAGAUGCUGCAGUGCUGCCUUUGUGCCGGAGAAGCAGAAAACAAAAUCCACUGAUCCCAAAGCCUUUGUGUGGGAGCCCUGUGGUGGUCCUACACCAGCGCUGGGAGCAGUCUGCCUGCCCUGAGGAGCCAAGCUGUGCCAGCCUGCAGCCCUGUGCCCGCCUGCUGGGAGCACUGGGAGGCGUUGGAUGGCCCUCUGGGACUGCUCUGCACAACCCCAGCUUGGGAAACCACCCCUCUUGUAAGAGGGGAUGUGUGUGGUGUGCAUCACGGGGACAAGAAGUCCCUCAAGGUGAUAGCAGCUGCGGUGCUAAAAAAAAGGGAAGAAAGAGUCAGAAAGCCCCCACAGAAACUGGAGCACAAACCUAUCUGACUUUGGAGGAGAUGAGGGUGAAGGAAGGCGGGACUUGGGGUGGGAAGCCCUGCCCUAAUGAUCGCCACAGCCCAGAGGUGCUGUGUCAGCACACGGUCAGCGUGGUGAGCCUGAAGCCUGUGCCGGAGUGCCAAGCAGAUAGUGAAAGCCUCGAGUACAGCAUGAACAAAUACCUGCAAUAUUUAUUAACCACGGGGAGCUCAGAACGGGGCUAUGAUCCCUACAACCCUGAGCUGCCGAAGCCCUCGCUGGAGGCAGAGGAUGGGGCUCUGGCCGAUCUUACAGACAUGACACCUGGCAUCCUGGAGCUUGAACUGGUCAACAAAGCUAUCGAGGCAGUCAAAAAUGAAGUUGAGAGAGAGCAGAAAAAGUAUGAGGAGCUGCUGGAAACAACAAAGGAGCUCAGGGCCUCUGAUUCCUCACUUAUUUCUGAAACACCUGUGUCAGCUGCUGUGACACAAAGUGAUUUGUUUACCUCCUUAGAAUAUAAUCCAGGUAGCUACAACUUCAGUAAUAACUCCGACUACAACCCUACUCCUUUUGCUGCUGGCCAGUCAAGUAAAUACACUUUGGAUUCGUUGCGAUCUAAAGGUAACUCACUGGAAUACGUUCCCAAGGCUGUAGCACAGAGUAAAAAAUACAGCAGCACUGUCACUAACAAUAAAUAUGUCAUCGAUGACUCUAAGCCUUCUACCGACUUGGAGUAUGACCCGCUUUCAAAUUACUCAGCCAGGCUUUUGAGCAAAGCUACAACGAAGGAGCUGAAGGGGUCUAAAAGGGGAAGGGCCCCUAGUUAUGAGGAUCCCUAUUCUCCUUCACGAAAGAAGCUCUGUGAAGUACCCGACGAGUAUGAGGUGUGUGCCAGGUUCUCCUCCUCUGAAGAUGAGGCUGAUGCAGAGUACAAAUCGACUUCUGUUAGCUCUCCAUCAAAAGCUGGUUCAGAAAGUGAAUCAGAGGAUGGACUGUCCAACAAAGAGCGGAGCGCUGCGUCGGGUGACUUCUCUUCUCAGGGUAGUAAAGAAACUGCAGCAAAAUAUGGCAUGGAGGACCUUCCUAGUUCACAGAAAAUCCCUCCAAAAACUGCAUUGGAGAAGAAUGCCAAAGCAGCAAAAUCGUAUUCUGGUAAGAAUGACCAGGAAACUGAAAAUAAAAACAAAGAGUCAAAAGAUAAAACAAAGAGGAAGAAAUCAGAUGUUAGUAAAACGCCUGGCCUCAGUGAGGUUAGUAAGAAAGAGAAAAGUAAAAAUGCAGAAAAAGACAAAGUGGGCAAGAAAGAAGAAAAAGUGAAAACAAAGAAUGAAGAGAAAAACUGCAAAGACAAAAGUGUUAAAGUGAAAACUGAUGGGAAUUUAAAGAAAGCUGAUAAACACAAGUCAGAGAGAGUGGAUGAGCUGAAGAAAGAAAAAUCCAAGGGUUCCAGUAUUAGUUCAGGGAAAAGCAAGAGUGAGGAUGUCACCAAGGGCUCCAGCACGGAGAAGCUGGGUGGCAGCAAGAAAGAGUCUAAGCUGAAGACAGGUGAUGUGAAGAAUGGUAAGGAGACCUCUAGCAGCAAAAACAAAGACAAGGGGACCAAAACCUCAACAGUGGAGCAAAAGAAGGAAAAGGUCAAUCCUGCAGGAAAAGGAGAUCCAAAGAAGGGUCAGAAACAGCAGAGUCUGAGUCACGUUGACCUGUUUGGAGAUGAGAGUGGGGAUGAGGACGACAAGGGCAAACCUAUGCCAUCCACAUUACCUGAUGUGAGCUCAGACUCGGAUGGUGACAGCAGUGGUUCAGACUCUCAGAGUGAAAACGGAAAGACAAAGAGAGCAAAGCGUUCCAAGUUGUCAAAGUCAUCAUCGUCUUCCUCGAUGUCUGAUGACAUUGAUUAUUCCAUCCUGGAGAAGGACUUGGACUUUGAGACAGACCCAAUGGAAGAGUGUCUCAGGAUUUUCAAUGAAUCCACUGAUGUGAAAACUGAAGACAAGGGGAGGCUGGGGAAGCAGCCAUCGAAGGAAGAAGUAAAUAAAGAAAAGACAGAAGAAAAUUUAACCACCUUAUUUCCUGGCCAAAAACGAAGGAUCUCUCAUCUUGUCAAACAAGGAAAUGCAGAGGUCCCGAACAGACCUGUAGUCCGGCCGUACCGUCCGCCCACGGCACAGGAGGUGUGCUACCAGAGGAUCCAGCUGGCCCAGCAGCAAGCAGCACAGCUGGCAGUGGCUGUCCAAAAGGCCUCCCUGUCUUUGCCAGGAGAAAAGAGGAGGAUUGCUCACGUGCCAAAUGUAGCCCUUACUGCAGCGGUCAAACAAAGCCUGGUGAGUGGCAAGAAGACUGCUGCUGGCAAGAGUGUCACACCUGCCAAUGACUCCGAAGCUCCCACCCUUUCUCUGAAGGCUUGCACCUUAGCUGGGAUGGCUUCCAAGACCACCAGCACCACUGUGCAGAAAAGGAUAGCGCACGUUCCGUCCUUGCAGAGCGCCAGCUUACAGAGGCCUGUUAUUCCCACAGAAUUUGGUGCUAAAGUCCCAACAAACAUUCGUCAAAGAUAUCUCAAUCUCUUCAUUGAUGAGUGCCUGAAAUUCUGCUCCUCCUCCCAGGAAGCUUUUGAUAAGGCUCUGGCAGAAGAGAAGGUGGCUUAUGAGCGCAGCACCAGUCGCAACAUCUACCUGAACGUGGCAGUGAACACCUUAAAGAAGCUCAGGAGCCUCGUGCCCAAUUCCCCCUCCAGUACGAACAAAACAAGUAACAAGAAGGUGGUGUCCCAUGAAGCUGUGCUGGGAGGGAAGCUUGCUGCUAAGACCAGCUUCACCCUAAACCGGUCAGGGAGCUUGAAGGCAGAGGAUUUAACAGGAGCUGCCCUUUACCGUCGACUGAAGGAGUAUCUGAUGACUGAGGAGCAGCUGAAGGAAAAUGGUUACCCCAUGCCUCACCCAGAGAAGCCAGGCCGUGCCGUCCUCUUCACAGCAGAAGAGAAGAAGAGCACUGACUCCUCCUGCAGGAUUUGCUGUCGCUGUGGCACUGAGUACAUGGUCUCAGCCUCUGGAAGCUGCAUCCGCAAAGAGGAGUGUGUCCAUCACUGGGGGAGGCUGCGCAAGCAGAGAGUGCCAGGUGGAUGGGAAACUCAUUACAGCUGCUGCUCAGGAGCUGUGGGUUCAGCAGGUUGCCAGGUUGCUAAGCAACAUGUCCACGAUGGGCGGAAAGAGAGCCUUGAUGGCUUUGUGAAGACUUUUGAGAAGUUGCCUACAACUGAUGGUUACCCCGGAAUCUUCGCGUUAGACUGUGAGAUGUGCUACACUAAGCAAGGACUGGAGCUGACGAGAGUAACUGUGAUCAACUCUGACCUGAAAGUGGUAUACGACACCUUUGUCAAACCAGACACCAAGGUGGUGGACUACAACACCAGAUUCUCAGGUGUGACAGAAGAGGACCUAGAGAACACUAGCAUCACCCUGCGGGAUGUCCAAGCCGUCCUACUGAACAUGUUCAGUGCAGACACCAUAUUGAUAGGGCACAGCUUGGAAAGCGAUUUAUUUGCACUAAAGCUUAUCCAUGGCACAGUGGUGGAUACUGCGAUCGUCUUUCCCCACCGCCUGGGCCUGCCUUACAAACGGGCUCUCCGGACGCUGAUGGCAGACUACCUCAAGCGCAUCAUCCAGGACAACGUGGAAGGACACGACUCCAGCGAGGACGCCAGAGCUUGCAUGGAGCUGAUGAUCUGGAAGAUCAAAGAAGACUCGAAAGUGAAACGAUGACCUGCGCUUUCUCUCCCUCCUGUUCCUCCUCCACCUCUUUGAAGCAGUGCAAUAAAUGCUCAGAGUAACACUGUCCACCCGUACGCAGCAGCAUGCUACCCCAGACUCCCCGUGCACUCGCAGGUAUCUCAUGGACUGCUGCUGGUGCAGCUAACAGCACCAGCUGGCUGCCUGCAGGUCCCUGUGUCCACAUAGUGGCUCUCGGACCCUCUUUUCUCUGCCUGAGGGGUACUCUGAGGUACAAGAGUUGCCCCGUAGGCAUGGCAAGGUGGUUCUGAGCAGCACAGCUAGAGGGAACUCCGUGGUUCCUUUGGAGAAGCUUGUAGAGGUAGGUUGGAUACGUGCAGAAGGAUCUUUCUGGUUCAGUUCAAAGUAGAUUACUUUUUUUCCCCAAAUGUAACCUAAAUUGCUUUUGUAGUCCAAAGCAGUUAUCUUCCUGCAGUGUUGGGAGAGGGGUGGGCUGUGGAGUAGAGUUGGGCAGGAGGCUGUAAAGUGGAUUCUGUAGCUGAUGUGUGAGGGGUGGCGAGAGCAGAUGAAGCCAUCCUAUGAGAUCCAGUGCUGACCCACCGUGCAGCACAGCCAGGGCUGCAGUGAGGGAGUGCUUGUGGAGCAGUGAGGUGGGCUCAGGGAGCUCCCAGCUGAGAGCUGGCUAGCUGGUGAGUGCUGGCAGCCUGGUCCUGCGGGCUGGGCGAGGGAGAGCCCUGAGUGUCAGCCAUUGCCUGGACCUCGGGGAGAUGGAGCUGGGAUGGGUUGGGAUGGGAGGGCUCCAGGGCAGGAGCUGCGCUGAGGAGGGCAGCAGUGAAUACAGACACUGCCACAGGUCGGGAUGGGCCGUCCUGCCCCACACCCGGGCUUCCGGCGUGUCCCCUUGGAGCUGCUUGGGAGUGAGGUUUUGGGGAGGGCCUGGGUGCAGAAGGGUGGUCCUGAAUGCUCCGUACACGUGUACAGAACUGCCCCCUGCUCCAUCUCUGAUGGUAGGGACCCGAUACGCACCAGAGCAAAAGCAAUAGAUGAAAAUAAUCCUGUUUUUUUUUCGACUAGUUUACAUGUUGGGAGCUUCUAGAAAAGCAGAAGGCUCCGUUGUUGUUGUGUAAGGCUCCCUGGGACAAAAGCAGUGGUGUCUGUUGUGCACAGCAGUGGAUACCCCUGGCUGCUCGCUCUGCGUUCCCUCUGCUGGGUGGCUCUGGAGGGGUCCCGGCCUCAUUUUCUCCCCCCUGCAGCCGUGCAGCUCCUGCUGCUCCCCCGGUGCUCGCAGGGCACAGCACCCCACUGCACUGCCAGCACUGCAGCUGCUGGGCUUCCACCUGCAGCCAUGGUGGGUGUUUUUCUCCGAGCCCCCUCCCAUCCCCUGCAGGGAGCAGUGCUGUCCGCCCAGGCCCGGGGAGGGACAGCUCAGAGCUUCCUCAGCAGGGAGAGGGAAGCUUUCUCCUGCUUUGCCUUCCCCUCACUUAUCCCGUUUGUCUUCACCCCCGGUGGCAGCAGUGUCCUUCUGAGUUGGCUGUCGCCCCAUCCCGGUGGGGUUGUGUCCUGCUGGGGGCUGCUCGCUUGGCUUCACCCCUCUGUCUGCUCUUGGGGGGAGGGCACAGCAUCUCUGCAGCGCAGUCAGAGCCCGGAGAGAGGGCUGUGGGUCAUUCCCCGUUAAGGGGAAGGAGAUGGGCACUACAGGUGUGGGUGGGAGUUGGAGCCGUGUGUUGUCGUUGCUGCCCCAUAGCGCGAUGCUGCCGGCGCUGAGCAGCCCCUGAGCCCCCCUGGUGGGGGGGGAUGCUGUAAAGCAGAGGUUUGUGGCUGCCCGGAGGCGUUUGGGCUGUGUAUAAAUGUUGUAACCUGUCACUUUUUGUAAUUGUUUUUAAUAAAAGGGUGUUGACUACG